Messenger RNA from Monoraphidium neglectum, 1647 nucleotides. RefSeq names its product putative TLD domain-containing protein. Lineage: Eukaryota; Viridiplantae; Chlorophyta; Chlorophyceae; Sphaeropleales; Selenastraceae. The coding region runs from base 1 to 1647 and encodes 548 amino acids. The record is from RefSeq and is a predicted model, not a curated record. The transcript has 8 exons.
AUGGAGACCCUCCGCCGCUGCGCCGGCGCCCUCGCCUGGCUGCUGGGCUGCGGGCCCACCCACUCCGAGGCGUACCUGGCGGCCGAGGCCUGCUUCCUGCCGGAUGAGCUGGCGGCGGUAAGGCAGCAGUACCACGCGCGCGUGCUGGACAACUACUCUCAUGGACUGGACCAGCAGCACUUUCUGGAGUGGUGCGGCCUGGCGGGCGCCCCGCCCGUGCUGGCCGACGGCCUCUUUGCAGCCGUGCAGCGCUGCAGCGACGACUGCCGCGAUGAUGCCGACGGCGGCGGCGAGGGCGGCGCGCAGGAGGAGGCCGCGGCACUGACCGGCGGCGGUGGCGGCGGAAGGUACAGCGGCGGCAGUCCCGACUUGGAGGGCCGCGGCGGGGGCAUCGGCAGCGGCGGGGGGAGCAGGGGCCGCGCGUCUGUUGUGUCUCUGGAGGACGUUGUGGUCGCCAAGGCGCAGUGCGAGAGGAUGGACGACGUGGCCGCUGCCGGGUUUGCGUUUGCGGUGCUGGACCCUGGCGGCAGCGGCUUCGUGGGCAGGGACCGCCUGGCUGCCGUGAUUGAGGCGCUGCUGGCGCUGUCCCUGCCGCCCAGCACACCGGCGGCUGCCCCGGCUGCCAGCGCACAGGCCAUCGCGGCCGGGGCGCUUGCGAUGGCGGCGUCCGCCUCGUCAGCGGCACCACCUGGGUGUCUCGACCUGGAGGGCUUCCAAAAGUGGUCGGCCAGGGUGCCCGCACCCAAGGCCCUGCUGACCGGCCUGCUGGCAAACAUUGGCGCCCCUGGCAGCGACCCCCACCAGCACACGGGGCCUGGCGAAGCUGCGACGGGCGCGGCUGCGGUGGUCGCGCCAGGACAUACACCCUCCUCGCCGCAUCCGUCCGCGGCCCAUGUUGCCGCUUCCGCGCCGCAGGGCGGGCCGCCCCUCAAGCUUGGCCUGCCUGCGCUGGUCACGGGCGCGCCGCAGCCCGCGCCGCCGCGCGACGGCCUGCUGCAGCCGGAGUGGGUGUGGCUGCUCGCGCCGGGCCUGGCGCCCGCGCUGCGGCAGGAGUGGCGGCUGCUGUUCUCCUCGGACCGCCACGGGGCGUCAUUCAACACCUUCCUGGCCAGGCUGGGGGAGGCGGCGCCGACGCUGGUGCUGGUCAGGGACCACGGGGGCGCGCUGUUUGGCGGGGUCGCGCAUGCGCCCUGGCGCAGGAGCGGUACAUUCUUUGGUGACUACGCCAACAAGCUGGUCAGCCUGCUGCCCGCUGCGUGCGUGUACCCCGCAUCCGGCAUCAACGCCAACCUGCAGUGGAGUGGAUCACACUUUGAGCAGCUGCCCAAUGGCAUCGGCUUUGGCGGGCAGCAGGGAAAUUUCGGGCUGUGGAUCGAUGCAUCGUUCGACACGGGCCACAGCCGACCAAACGCCACGUACGCCAGCCCCAGCUUGUCUGUGGAGCAGAAUUUCCACCUGGAUGCGGUGGAGGCCUGGCUGCUGCAGCCGCCAGAGGAGGACGAGGAGGAGGAGCGGCGGCGCAAGGCGGGCGCAAAGGGCCGCGGCGUGCUCAACCAGUCCCAGGAGGACCAGCGGCUGCUGGAGCUGGCGGGUGUCGCCAAGAACUACCGUGGCGCCAUCCCCGACGAGCCGCUGGAGGAGGGCUAG